AUAUCAAAAUCAUGGGGAAUAAAACUUUGGCAAUUCUUCUCUUCAUCUCCGUCUUCCUUCCUCUUUGCUUUUCACUUCCAUUGCUCCAAGUUUCUCCAUUUGCAUUUCUCAAUGACCUCCAAGGAUGCAAGAAAGGUGAUAAUGUCAAAGGCAUAUCCAAGCUUAAGAACUUUUUUCGUUAUUACGGUUAUUUAAACCAUCAAAUCAAUGCCACUGGUCAUUUGAUUGAUACUGACGCCGACGACACCUUUGACGAUCGUCUCGAAUUUGCCAUCAAAACCUACCAACAAUACUUCCAUCUAAAUCCCACUGGAUCCCUGAAUGCCGAGACGAUAUCCCAACUUGCAACACCUCGGUGUGGUAAUCCAGAUAUCAUUAAUGAAAGCACCGGUCGGAUGCUAUCGGAACAUAACAACAACGAUAGUAGUCAUGAUCACCACCACCUUCCCCAUGCCGUAUCACACUAUGCUUUCUUCCCGGGAAGGCGUAGGUGGCCAUCUACCAAAUAUCGUCUAACAUAUGCGUUUCUUCCCGGCACUCGUGCAGAUGCAAAAGCACCAGUGACACGAGCAUUUGCAACAUGGGCUCGAAACACACAUUUCAAGUUUUCUUUGAUCACAAACUAUAGAAGAGCUGAUUUGAAGAUAGGGUUUUAUAGAGGGAACCAUGGAGAUGGGUACCCAUUUGAUGGGCCAGGGGGGACUUUGGCACAUGCUUUUGCUCCAACUGAUGGGAGAUUUCAUUAUGAUUCAACAGAGAAAUGGGCCGUUGGAGCAGUGAAAGGGAGAUAUGAUUUGCAAACAGUGGCUUUGCAUGAGAUUGGACAUCUUCUUGGACUUGGGCAUAGCACAGUUAGAAAUGCUAUAAUGUAUCCUUACAUAAGAUCUGGGUCUACUAAGGGUUUGAAUGCUGAUGACAUUAAAGGGAUCAAGGUUUUAUACAACAGACGUUAGCCUAAUUCAGAAGCCUUUUCAACAAGAGUUUUACGGUGUGUUGCAUGUUUAAAUAAUAAGAAUACUACUCGGGUGCAAACUAGUCUGUAUCUACGAAAUAGAGAAAGUCUACUAUGUAAUGACAACUUGUUAUUAGAUGAUAAGGUGAACGGUAAGAUUGAUAGAUGCAACCUGGAAUGCAUGUAGUAUAUUUCUUUUUUAUGAUACAGUAUAUGUGUACGUGCAGAAGUUUCCUUUUAAGUCCUCCAAAUUUCUAUCUCAUAUAUAUAUAUAUAAAUGUAUUCAUUUAAUUUUACCUACUUGUGUGAUUA
This is a messenger RNA of Cucumis melo (muskmelon), 1264 nucleotides long. RefSeq names its product metalloendoproteinase 2-MMP-like. Bases 12 to 953 code for a protein of 313 amino acids. Gene Ontology annotation, biological process: proteolysis; collagen catabolic process; extracellular matrix organization. Gene Ontology annotation, molecular function: metalloendopeptidase activity; zinc ion binding. NCBI's taxonomy places the organism in Eukaryota, Viridiplantae, Streptophyta, Magnoliopsida, Cucurbitales, Cucurbitaceae. Gene Ontology annotation, cellular component: extracellular matrix. The record is from RefSeq and is a predicted model, not a curated record. The transcript has a single exon.